UCAUAGCGGUUUGAGUCGGGUUACCAUUUUUGGGGCUAGUGAGAGACGGAGCUCGACAUGAAGUGGACGCGGUUUCUUCUUCUGGCGACGUUACAGGUGCCGCUCUCCGUUGCCAUCCCAGGACUGAGUCAAGAGCAAGAGGAGUGGCUGGAGAGUGUGACUCACUCCAAUGUGUCAACAUCAUGGCCGCUACUCUCUUCCAACCAGAGCAUAAACCUUCUCAAAAACAUUAGGAAUUUCCAAAAUAUCACCGAGAUUGCCAACUACCCUUACUAUCAAGCUGUUGAACUGUGGUACAGCGAUAAAAAUAGAACAAAGAUCCUUCGCUAUGAUGAUGUAGGAGAUGGAGCUGCAUGGACUGGUCUUCACCUUGCUUCAAUGGUGCAUGAAUAUGCAGUAACACAGGAUCCUUCGGUUAUGGAUCGGAUAUGGGGAACUCUAGAAGCACUGGACAUGAUGACUGCCUGUACCGGAAAACUUGGUUACUUGCCCAGGUUUGUUGGACUUGCGUCUGAUCCUGCUUAUGCUGCCUACUACCCUAACUACACUGGAGGUACAUUUCGCUGCAUUGCCCCGUACGAAGACUACAUCUGGCUGGGCCACACCUCCAGAGACAUGUACGAUGGCGUUUCCUUUGGGCUGGCAAACUCCUGGGUUUGGCUACCUUCAAAUGCUACAAUUCGCAGAAAAGUAAAAAUGUUGGUGGAGAGAAUCACAGAUAGCUUGAGAAAAGAUUACAUGUGGAUUAUCUCACCAAAGGACCAGUUCACAAAUCCACUUCCACUUUUUUCGGCCACUUGGAGGAAACUAGCACUCACAGUUAACUAUGAAAAAUACAAGGACAUGGAAGCUGCUUACAUUCUUGACUUCUACGCAGCAUAUGAGUUUGAAAUGAAGAUCAGUUCAAUCCACGACAGUACAUACUUUCCAAACGAGUUAGAUGUUGAAGAGGUGUACGUUUUGGCAGUACUUGAAGACGAUGAAAGCAGAAAAAAUGACCUUUUGAAGAGAUUUACUGAAAUUGCUGUAAACAAUGCCUUCCACUUUCAACCAGGAUUUGCUGCUUUCUACCUGUCGGCAUUUCCAAACACCUCGACCUACAUGGUCCCACAGGGGGUACUCCAAGGAGGACUCUAUGACUACCCGGCAGCACCAGACUGGGACCGUUACGUCGACCAAUCCCAAAACCCAAAAUACAUGCCGCACUAUGAUUCGGACCACAGUGAGUACGCACUAAUGAUCAGGGACCGACCCCCAACAACUUACUUCUGGCAGAGAAAUCCCACAACUCUCAAGGUAUACUGCAGAUCAGCUAUAUACCAGAACACCAGUGCAUGCACAUGUAUAGCGAUGUUGCCCGCUCAGUCAGACAUGUAGUAGCUAUACACACUGCACACACAGGGAGGUGAUGCUUGCUGUCUGCAGCGCAAACACCUGGAUCUCCUACUCGCCUACUGGAUGGGCCGGACAUCGGGGUUCAUUAUGGGAGAAUAGACGCUGUUUCCACCUUGCUGUCGCCAUAGAACGCUUAGACACACUUUGUAAAAUGAUGGAAAAUAUCCAUAUACUGUCACUGUAUCAUUGUGCGACAAAGAUUGUGUUAGAAUACAAUGUACAGGACCUUUAAUAUCAAGUUUUAUAACCUAACAUCGAAUGUAGGGUCCACUGAGUGUCAUUCGCUCUUGAGUUUAGCAAGCCUCUUUUUCAUCUGCGAGUACAUGUGUCUCAUUUCAACAAAGGCAAUUGGAGGAACGCAGCAUAUGGCAAUCCAAAUGAGGGAUACGAGGUCGAAAGAGAAAUUUAGAGGAUUUGGUAGAUCAAACUGAAAGUAUCCCGAGUUCUUGAAGUGUGGAAUAGAGAGCCACAAAACGGUAGCUUCAGAAGUGAAUCCCAACGGAUAGAGUGGUAUCCACGCAGUGUAUCUCAACCAUGUCAGUGUUUUUGCUUCCAUGCCAAGCACCGAGAGAGCAUAAUAGGGAUAUCUGAAUAUCUCAAUUAGAGACCACACCAAGAACAGCACAUAGACAAUUGGGUGCUCAUGAAUUUCAACGGACGGACGCAGCACAGCAAACAGGAUCAGAAACCGGCCAAACACCUGAAGAAAGACAGUCGUAAUGCCACUCUUUACGAGCCCGAAUGCAGAAUGGAGGAUUUCCAGCAUCAUCAGUGCUUGGGAGAACAUCAACAUGGAGCCGGUGGAGCUAUAGGCAGUCGAAACACACCUCUUCCUUUGGUGAGACACUUGAGAAGGCUCAUCACAAUGAGGAUAAACCCGGCCCACUGAACUCCAUUAUACAACAGGAGGUAAGCCUUCUUGGCCGUGUCUACAGCUAUAAUGUGUGCACAAAAAAAGUGAUAUGCACACACACAGUCACUAUGUAUUCUAUCAAUACUGGCCAAAAAAGAACGUG
Messenger RNA from Geodia barretti, 2411 nucleotides. Lineage: Eukaryota; Metazoa; Porifera; Demospongiae; Tetractinellida; Geodiidae. The record is from the annotation of a GenBank genome assembly.